Molecule: messenger RNA, 1344 nt
Organism: Vigna unguiculata (cowpea)
Lineage: Eukaryota; Viridiplantae; Streptophyta; Magnoliopsida; Fabales; Fabaceae
Product: wall-associated receptor kinase carboxy-terminal protein
Molecular function (GO): polysaccharide binding
Source: RefSeq, a predicted model, not a curated record
UUACGGUCAUUUGUACACUUUUUUCUGUAAGAAAUCAGCAUUCCAAAGUCACUACCCUUUUCUCCUUCCUCCAAUCAAAUCCAAACACUUUCUACCAUUGCUACCUUCUGAGUUCUAACAUGCAGAUGAAGAUUUUCUUCAAGCUUCUUAUGCUAACAUUACAAGUCAUUCCCACGUUCACACUCUCCUCCCCUUGCAAAACCUCGUGUGGCAGCAUUCCCAUAAACUACCCCUUUGGCCUAGAAGAUGGGUGCGGUGCACCCCAGUUCAGACACAUGCUAAACUGCAGCACUGACUUGUUCUUUCAAACCCCUUCAGGCUCUUACAAAGUCCAAUCCAUCGACUAUGAAAAAAACUCCAUGGUAGUCUACGAUCCUGCAAUGUCCACCUGCUCCAUUCUCCAACCUCACCACGACUUCCAAAUGACCGAUAUUCAAUCCGCCAUAAUCCCUCCAUCACAGGACACGGUUUUCGUGCUGCUAAACUGCUCCAUAGACUCUCCUGUUCUCAACCAUUACAAGUACCUCUGCUUCAACUUCGCUGGCCACACCUGCGACGAGCUUUAUGGCGCGUGCAAUGCCUUCAGGGUCUUCCAUUUGUUGACCAACAGUUCCCCACCCUGCUGUUUCACCACUUAUGGCACUGUGAAGUUCAUGUCCAUGAACAUAUUAGACUGCACGCACUACACAAGUGUGAUUAACACCGAAAAUUUGAAUGGUGUUGGCCCUUUGGACUGGGUUUAUGGGAUCAAGCUUUCUUUCAGUGUCCCAGACACUGGAUGUGAAAGCUGCAAAAAAUCUGGUGGCACGUGUGGCUUUGAUACUGAUACAGAAGGCUUGCUAUGUCUCUGCUCGAGUUUUGCUAAUUCAACAAGGCAAUGCGCCCCCGGAAACAUGAUAUCGAAAGGACAGAGCAAUGAUGUUCUUUGGAGACACUACCUACUAGUUUUGCUUGUUAUGGCUUAUUUUCAGAAGAGUGUUGUUAGGCUUGUUUGAGACUUUAGUUUUAAUUGUUUUCCACUCUUUUGUUAGAGGGCAUAGGGAAUUUGUGUAGUUGUGUUUACAUUGACAGAGUGUGGUUAUUCUCAAGUUAUUAUUAUUCUCAAAAUUCUGAAAAAUGGCUUACCGAAACAGAAGAGAUGCAUUGCGUUGUUUAGUGAGGGAACACAGUAUCUAGGAAUGGGAAUGGAAAAAAUAUGUUGGGUGUUGGUCAAUUAUGAGGAUAUAUGUUUUGUUAUUAGCGAAAAUGCUUGGGGAAUUUUGUAUCCUAUAUAAUUGCAAUUGUAAAUGAGUUCAAAAUGACUUUGAGGUGAAGUAUUACACUCCUAAAAGUGAGUUGAACCAA